AUUCAGAAAGGGUGCGUUUCCAACGUCGAAUGCUAGAUAUAAGAGAUCCUUGGAACAAUCGUUUGUGUGUGUGAGGCAAUUUGGAUCGAGAAGGAAAUCAAUUAAUUAAAGUUAAAGUAGAUUAAAAGGGACUUAGCCUGAUUGUAGUCCAGCCCAGUACAGCAAGUUACAAUCAUGGGCUCACUUAUCAGGAGUUUUCUGGGCCCAGAGUUGUACAGGGUGUACAAGACGGAUACCACCGCAGGUUUCCAAUAUGUUCCAAAUGCAAUGGAGAGUUGGGGAGACAGAAUCAUCUCGUUCGUGCGUCUGUUCUACAAAACCACUGUCUGGACGUCACCGCUGGUGGGCGCCUACCUGCUGUGGCGCGGCUAUCUCUCGGUGGACGGCGCCGCGUCCCUGGUGCGCUUUGCCGGCUGGCUGGGCGCGCUGGCGGCCGGCGCGGCGGUCCUGCGCGCGUUCGGCCGCAUGGCCAACCCGCAGUACCGGGUAUUCAUGGAGGUGCUGGGCGGCGACACAACCGACCCGGAGCGACGUCGACAGCUGGCCGGAUACGACUUUGACAUGGCGGCGUGGCCGAUCGACUUCGCGGCGCAGCGUGUGCUGGAGAUACCGGCCGGCGGGGAGACCCUGACCUCCAGUCUCAGCGACGAGGGUCUACUGGGCCUGCCGACCCGCCUGCUCACCUACUGUGUGGUUCACACAAUCGGGCGCCGCCUCAUGUACCCCGGCAGCAUCGGCUUCAUGCGCUCACUGCUCGCGCCGGCUCUGCUGGAGGGCCGCACCCGCCUGGUGGAGGAGCUCGGUGGCAAGAGGCACGCGCUGCUCGCCAGAGACGGAAACCGCAUCGACACCAUGUUCGUGGACCGGCGCAGAGAUGGGAACUCACCCAACGGUAAAACGCUGGUGAUUUGCUGCGAGGGAAACGCCGGCUUCUACGAGAUCGGCGCCACGUCUGCGCCGCUAGAGGCCGGCUACUCGGUGCUCGGCUGGAACCACCCGGGAUUCGCCGGGAGCUCGGGCGUGCCGCUACCGGAGAGUGAGCAGAGCGCCAUCGCGGCGGUGAUGGAGUUCGCCGAGAGCCAGCUCGGGUUCCGCCAGCAGGACACCAUUCUGUACGCCUGGAGUAUCGGUGGCUACACGGCCUCCUGGGCGGCCAUGACACACCCGGGUGUCGGUGGUGUGGUGCUGGACGCUACGUUUGACGACGUGCUGCCGCUGGCCGUGGCCCGCAUGCCUCCGUCGUGGAACUCGCUGGUGCAGCUGACGUGUCGCCGCCACCUGGACCUGAACAACUCGCGCCUGCUGCGUCACUACCCGGGACCGGUGCUGCUCAUCCGCCGCUCGCAGGACGAGGUCAUCACAGUCACGGAGGGUGAGGUGGGCACCAACCGCGCCAACGACCUGCUGCUGCAGCUGAUGGAGCACCGGUUCCCCUCGCUGCUGGACACCUCCAGCCGGCGGCUGCUCGAGCGGUGGGCGCGCGGAGACGCCGUCAUUCAGGCGGAGGUCCUGUCUGAAGCCGGCGUGGACGACGAGUUGUGCCAGUCCCUGCUGGCCUCCUACGUGUCGGAACACUCGGCCUCCUACCCGCUGGGUAUCGGAGCCGAUAUGGACAGCGGCACACUCUCCCAGCUGGUCAUCUACCUGGCGAGUCGUCUGAUGAUCGAGAUGGAGGGCACACACUGCUCCCCCAUGUCGGGCUCCUUCUUCCGGCUGCCGUGGAACCUGCCUCAGGGCACCAACGGCUUCGUCUAUCUGAACAAGCCGGGUGACGGGCAGACGGACAACUAGUCGCCGAGCGGCAGAAACGGCGAUAGGUGGAAGUAACCCUUCUCCACCCCGGAUGGAGAGGGCUAAGCGGUGGCUUGUCUUAGCCGCUGACAGGAUGUGGCGCUGGGAUGCCGGUUUGUUGGUUUCUAGCGAUCCAAAGGACGCUGAAAGGUCCCGGGAUGACGCGGCCGCGGAGCCAGCUCCAGCAAUGCAGUCAGACGAGAUAAUCAUAUUUAACUAGCACCGCGGGCAGCGACGGUCCUUUGUUAGACCCAAGCCGGUGAAACUGGUCUGCUACGAGUCGUGUUAUGUUAGACAAGAGUCGGUGGCAUUGACACUAGCAGUGGUAGGUCUCAGUCACGGAUUGUUCAUGUAAUGAAGUACGGGGCUCAUUUAAACCAUGCCUAGUACCACUAGACACCAUUAGGCGUCUCCGUAUAUAUGUUACUGUUUCCAUGUCGGUUGUGGCAACUCGUUGGGGGGUUUAUGUUGCAGCUCUACUGCGCCGCGCGGUGGGUACCUGCUCGGUGGUAGCUGAUCUCUCUAUGUUUGUGCUGUGUGUCAAUGCACGGCGGCGCAGCGACCGAACAACACCGUGUGGUGAAGAUGUAUGUUGGCUGUGUGUUCAGCUGAGGGCGGCAUGACCUGACGCCGAAUUAUAGCCGAGGGAAGAGUGCGAGCACCUUAUUAAACUCGCGCGCCCGAACGCAUGUGUGUGUUGGAUGUUUCGAUUGUGUCGGUACUACGGCGAAUGAAGCUGCGUGUUCACUUCUCCCGCUAAUUCCCGGUAAACUAGGAUACCAGCGGAUGAUAGGAUAGUGAGUCGCACUCAAAUAUUUACCGAUUUCUCUACUUCAACAGCGCUUUGGCGGCCGUCGCAGGCUCGCCCCGUUUUAAACACGCGAGCUACACAGUCGUCAAUGCAUUUGCACUUGUUCGGCCCCAGAACGCAAUGCUGGUGUGAUGAGACAUGCCACUCUGAAAAUACAUAUGAACGAAACCGGACAA
Molecule: messenger RNA, 2778 nt
Organism: Amphibalanus amphitrite
Lineage: Eukaryota; Metazoa; Arthropoda; Thecostraca; Balanomorpha; Balanidae
Product: phosphatidylserine lipase ABHD16A-like
Exons: 11
Coding region: 175-1791 (538 amino acids)
Biological process (GO): monoacylglycerol catabolic process; phosphatidylserine catabolic process
Cellular component (GO): endomembrane system
Molecular function (GO): glycerophospholipase activity; monoacylglycerol lipase activity
Source: RefSeq, a predicted model, not a curated record